CAUAAAGUGGUGGUGAAAGGGAAGAAAUUAGAUCCUCUAAAUGUGGCUAAGAGACUAAGGAAAAAAAGUGGUAAACAGGUGGAAUUAAUUUCUCCAAUUCCAUCUAAGAAGAAAGAAGAAGAGAAGAAGGAGAAAAAACAAGAGCCUAAGAUUAUUGAAGUGAUUUUGAAACUAUAUUUACAUUGUGAAGGAUGUGCUAAAGAUGUCAAGCAAUGCAUUCACAAAAUGCCAGGGGUUCAAACAGUGGAUCCAGAAAUGAAGAACAAUAUUGUGAAAGUGAAAGGAUCAAUGGAUCCACAAAAACUAGUAGAAUUCAUCAACAAAAAAACAGGAAGACAUGCUGAAAUUAUUAAGAAGAUUGACAAAGAGAAAAAUGAAAAAACAUUAUGUGAUAAAAAUUCAUGUGAUAUUAAAAAAUGUUGCAAUAAUUGCCAACAUGAUUAUCUUCAAUUUGUUUAUGCUCCUCAAAUUUUUAGCGAUGAGAAUCCUAAUUCUUGCUCAAUUAUGUGA
Solanum stenotomum is the source of this 510-nucleotide messenger RNA. RefSeq names its product heavy metal-associated isoprenylated plant protein 8-like. Gene Ontology annotation, molecular function: metal ion binding. The transcript is spliced from 3 exons. The annotation marks the transcript as partial. The record is from RefSeq and is a predicted model, not a curated record. NCBI's taxonomy places the organism in Eukaryota, Viridiplantae, Streptophyta, Magnoliopsida, Solanales, Solanaceae.